This is a messenger RNA of Brachypodium distachyon (stiff brome), 1881 nucleotides long. RefSeq names its product cold-responsive protein kinase 1. The transcript has 7 exons. Gene Ontology annotation, biological process: protein phosphorylation. The record is from RefSeq and is a predicted model, not a curated record. Gene Ontology annotation, molecular function: protein kinase activity; ATP binding. Lineage: Eukaryota; Viridiplantae; Streptophyta; Magnoliopsida; Poales; Poaceae. The coding region runs from base 443 to 1594 and encodes 383 amino acids.
CUUCUUCUCUCUCUCUUCCAAAAACAAGAAAUUUCAGCGCCUCUCUGAAAAGACAAAGACAUUUCAGCGUGCUCAUACCCAGCCUCCUCGGUGCUACUCUUGGUUUCCUUUCUUCUGCUGCUGUUCCGUCUUUAUUGCUUGUGUCCGUCUACUCGACCCAAGCUGCUGAGCUGAAUCUGCUCCGAACCAACCUGCCGGCCACAGAAAUCUACAUAAUUCAUCCCAAGAAGAACCCCAACCACCUUCUUCGCUUCUUCUUCUUCUUCGAGCUCGCCGCCGCCUGCCUGUCCUCUUUCUCUUCUCAUGUCGAUCUGACCCGGGAAAGAAGAGCAGAGAGAUCAGCUGGGCACCAAUCGCCGGCUGCUUCAGAGUGCGGUGCUCCUGAAGAUAAAUUCCUGCGCUGCAUGUAGAGUAUUUCAAGGCUACCAUACCAAGUGAGGAUAUGAGCUGGUGUUGUAUUCCAAGAUCCAGGGAGAAUUUUCCUCUGAAAAGAAGAUCCAGGGAACAGGAGAAUUCUUAUUCUCAUAGCAUUGGCGGCAUUUCAGCUGAAAAGAACAUAAGGCUAUUCUCUUAUUCUGAGUUGAGAUCAGCAACAGACAACUUCAACCGCAGCAAUAAAGUCGGACGAGGUGGCUUUGGGACGGUAUAUAAGGGAACCAUUAGGAACAGACGAGAUGUUGCGGUGAAAGUUCUUUCUGCUGAAUCCAGACAGGGCACCAGAGAAUUUUUGACAGAAAUUGAUGUUAUCAGCAAUGUGAAGCAUCCUAACCUCGUUGAAUUAAUUGGCUGUUGCGUCGAAGGAGAUCAUCGAAUUUUGGUGUAUGAGUAUCUAGAAAACAGCAGCCUUGACCGUGCACUUUUGGGUUCUAACAGUGAACCCGCUAAUUUCACUUGGAGCAUAAGAUCAGCCAUAUGCACUGGUGUUGCUAGAGGUCUUGCGUACCUUCAUGAAGAGAUCGCAUCACCAAUUGUACACAGAGAUAUCAAGGCUAGCAAUAUACUCAUGGACAAAAAUUACAUCCCCAAGAUUGGGGACUUCGGUCUGGCCAAAUUAUUUCCUGAUAAUAUUACCCACAUCAGUACUCGUGUAGCUGGAACAACAGGUUAUCUUGCGCCUGAAUAUGCAUGGCAUGGCCAAUUAACCAAGAAAGCAGACAUAUACAGCUUCGGGGUCCUUGUAAUCGAGAUCAUAAGCGGCAAGAGUGGUUCAAGGAGUCUACUGGCUGAUGAUAAGCUUCUUCUAGAGAAGGCUUGGGAGCUCUACGAAGCAGGGAACCUCACAGAACUAGUUGAUCCAGACAUUCGGGAUUACCCUGAAGAGGAGGCCAUCCGGUACAUCAAGGUAGCGCUCUUCUGCACGCAGGCAGCAGCGGCACGGCGACCGUCGAUGCCGCAGGUGUUGAAGAUGCUUUCCAAGCCCAUCCGGAUCAACGAGAGCGAGCUAACGGCGCCAGGCUACAUCAACGAGUACAAGAGCUCCGAUUCCAAGGCAACGGCGUCCAGCGGUUCGAGGUUCAAGAACUCGGCGGCAGAGGAAUCGGACAUGUUCAGCACGGUCGUGCCGCAGACGGUGACUGAGAUGAGCCCAAGGUGAAACAAAGCACUAGGGAGAGGGGUGAUCUUCUUUGUUCACUCGCAUUAUGUAGACUUGUAGAAUGAGGGUACAUAGAGGGCACAUAUUUAGAUGUGCAGUGUGUCUUCUUUUGGUUUGUUGUUGUUUCACUCGUUCAGCUUAUGCGGCAACUAGACCUUGUAAAUAAUAGACUAGCUAUUCAUGCCAGGGCAAUGCAAGAUUGCUGCCUGUUUGGACAGUUUGAAGUAACUCAAAAGUAGAUCUGCUUUUCCAGAGUCAUGUGAUCAUUUCAAUUAACUUCUCAGUUU